CUCCUCCGCCAGGCGCCGCAGACGCAAUGUGGGGGACUUGUGCGGGGUUCAUUUUGGUUCCGUCCGGGGUGCGGCGGAGGGGGGCGGGUUGAGCUUCUUGUCCUUCGACGACCACGUCUCAGGGCGGCUUUACGUGCGACGGCGAGGACGACAUAAACGCUUGCGAUACCGCACUACGGUCAUCUCUCAUCCUCAUUCCUCUUUUCGCUUCAAGGACUAGAGACUCCUGAAUCGCUAGCAUGCUUCGUUGCACGCGUAGUUUGGUACAGCGGUCGGCUACGCUGGGGAUGAGAGCAGCACGUCCUGGUCCCUCUCGCAUCGCCCCAGCUAUUCGCAUCGCGAGACGAGGUGUAUCCACGUACAACACGGACAUCGCGGGGCUCACGUCGGAUGAGGAAGAGUUCCGCAACGUCGUCUGGGACUUCGCGCAGAAGGAGAUCGCGCCCCGGGCGGAGGAGAUCGACAGGACGAACACGUCGCCUAUGGACGUCUGGGAGAAGCUCGGGGACAUGGGCUUACUCGGAGUCACUGUCUCCUCGGAGUACGGCGGCGUCGAGCUCGGCUAUUUCCAGCACACGCUUGCGAUGGAGGCCAUCUCCGAGGCUUCCGGGUCCGUAGCGUUGUCGUAUGGGGCUCACUCGAACCUCUGCGUGAAUCAAAUCCACCGGCAUGGCACGGACGCGCAGAAGGCGAAGUACUUGCCUGAUCUGAUCUCUGGGAAGAAGGUCGGUAGUCUCGCGAUGAGCGAGACGGGAAGCGGGAGCGAUGUCGUAAGCAUGCGGACGAGGGCGGACAAGGUGAAGGGAGGGUACAAGCUGAAUGGGAAUAAGUUCUGGAUAACGAACGGCCCAAUAGCUUCGACGUUCGUCGUGUACGCGAAGACGGAGCCCGAGAAGGGGUCCAAGGGUAUUACAGCGUUCAUCGUGGAGAAGGGCACGCCGGGAUUCUCUACCCACCAGAAGCUGGACAAGUUUGGCAUGCGCGGGAGCGAUACGUGCGAGUUGGUGUUCGAGGAUUGUGUUGUGCCGGAAGAGAACGUGUUGGGGCAGGUAAACCGCGGCGCCGCGGUUUUGAUGUCUGGUCUCGAUCUUGAGCGACUGGUGCUUAGCGGUGGUCCACUCGGCCUCAUGCAGUCCGCCUUCGACAUGGCAGUCGAGUACGUACAUGACAGGAAGCAGUUUGGGCAGCCCGUUGGCGAGUUCCAGUUGAUGCAGGCCAAGAUUGCGGACAUGUAUACGAAGCUGAAUGCGAGUCGGUCGUAUGUGUACGCGGUGGCGCGCGCAUGCGAUAAGGGAAGGAUCAGUCGCAGGGAUUGUGCUGGAGCCAUCCUGUACUCCACUGAGAAGGCCAUCGAGGUCUGUAUUGAGGCACAGCAGUGCUUUGGGGGGAACGGCUACAUCAAUGACUACCCCAUUGGUCGCUUAGUUCGCGACUCGCGUCUGUACGCGGUCGGGGCUGGCACGCAGGAGAUUCGGCGGAUGCUCAUUGGCAGGGAGUUCAACCAGCAGUUCAAGGCUUGAGGUGGACCUUAUUUUCGUCAGCGCUCCAGCACACUGUAUCAUAGAAACACAAUUCUGUGUCUGCAAACAGCCUGUAGGGCCUUGCAAGUGCUCGGAGAGUAAACGAACCGUGACCGU
Molecule: messenger RNA, 1637 nt
Organism: Schizophyllum commune H4-8
Lineage: Eukaryota; Fungi; Basidiomycota; Agaricomycetes; Agaricales; Schizophyllaceae
Product: acyl-CoA dehydrogenase NM domain-like protein
Exons: 10
Coding region: 240-1520 (426 amino acids)
Biological process (GO): L-leucine catabolic process
Molecular function (GO): 3-methylbutanoyl-CoA dehydrogenase activity; flavin adenine dinucleotide binding
Source: RefSeq, a predicted model, not a curated record